AUGGAUUUAAAAAUAUAGCAUUUCUAACUUGAAGACAUUUACUAGAGAUGUUCAAAUAAGGUUACAUAAUAAGAAGGUCUAGAAAGAUUAUAAAUACCAUCUGAAGUGUUCUUUGAAUCAUGGAAUGCCUUCAACAAAUGGUGCAAGAGUUAAUUAGAUUUAGAAAGAACAAUAUCGAUUCCCAAUUUUGGUAAUCUGACUUACAAAAAGUUAAGUGAUGGAAGCGACAUAAAUAAUUAAAAUGCAAAAACAAUAAUGAUAUACUUUAGUGAGAAUCUUAUAAUCUCCAAAAAUUUGAAAUACAGAGGUGACAUUGACAACUCAAAUUUCCCUCCAAUUAAAAUUAAUUAUAGUGCUGUUCAUAAGCUUUGCCCUGAAAUCAAUAAAUAGGCAGUUAAGGUUUGCAUUGAAUCCAUAUUUAAUGAAAUAAAUGAAGUUCUUAGCAUUAAUAAUGUAGAAGUAGAUCUUGGAAAUUUUGGAAAAAUAAAUUGCUUUGAAAGGACAUUGAGCCUUGAACCAUUUAUCUUAAAUAAGAAAGUGUAAAAUGGAAAGUCAAAGCAAACAGUCAGAUCACUUCUUGAUUCUCGUAAAGGUUUAUCAGCCUCUGUACAUAUGCUGAGAGCAGCUAAUAAAGAAAUUGAUUAUUUUGGAGGAACAGGAAACAAUACUCCUUAAUCCAAAGGAGUUAAUUCUAACUCUAAUUUUAAUAGCAUUAAUAAUCCUUAAAGCUUAGAUGCUAGUGCUCAACUAAACGCUUCGAAGCUUAAAUUAUAAUUAAGUAUAAGCGCUGGAGAUAGCAUUGACAAUAGUAAUAUGAAUAAUUCACAAUUUAACCGCAAAAAUUUAAGGAUGACUAAAAAUUCAGUGGCUUCUAAAUUUGUUUAAAAUAAUGAUAAAUAAUAAUAUUCGCCCACUAGAAGAUAUAAGCACAAUAAUGUCUAGAUUGAUCCUGAGCUUUUGGCAGCAGGCACAGACCCGUUAUCAAAGAACUAAGACUUCUCUAAGCUAGCAAAUAGUGCUAGUUUACUUAUAAAUUCUAGUUUUUUAAAGCCCCCAUAAGCUAGUAUAAGGUUCCCUCCCAUACUUGAUAGAUUCUCAAGAACAUUGGCUUCACCGUUAGCUGCUUAAAAGCAUAAUUUAUCAGUAAGCGCUAGAAUAGCUUCAAAUUAUACUCCUACUGCAAAGAAACUCUCUUUUGACUAAGAAACAAAAGGUAUUAAAAUAAUGAAGCUAUUUGAUACAUCAGUAUAAUUCACAGCUAAUUAAGAGCUCCUAUAACCUCCUGCAACAUUCUUCGAAGAACUUUCUUUUGUUGUCGAUGGAGUAAGAAAUUAAGAAUUAAACAACAAGAUGAAGGCAAAAAGAACCUGCUAUGAAAGAUAUAAAGCAUACAUUGAGAAUGAAAUACCUAUUGAAUUUGUUGCUUCUAUUAACAAUUAUUGGAUAACUGAUAUUUUAGAUUUGAUCCCUCACUAACUAUAAUAUGUUGAUAGGUAAGUGAUGGAGAAUAUGAUUAAUCAAAUGCUUAAUGAAAUUAACAAAGACUACUAUGACUCAGUGCGUAAAGCUAUACUUGAUUAUGUUCUUAAAGAUGAAACAGAAAUGCUUAGAAUUGGAAUUAUGGAGAUCUAUGAUGGAGUUGUUGAUUAUGGAGACAAUUAUUAUAAAGGAAUAGAACCUGAUUUGGACUGGAAGGAAGAUGUGAAUGCCGCUAAAUAAGAGAUUAUUUCUAAUCUUGUCAUUAAUUCUAGUUCGACAUUAAAACUUAUGCAACUAUGGAAAAGAUAUGAAAAAAUGCAUUUCUUAGUAUUACCAACAAAGAAAGAUUAAACAAUGACCAUUCAAAACUUCUUAGAAAUUUAACUCAAAAAUAUCACAGAAGUUAAAAACCACCUGAUUUCAGAAUGGCAUAAAGAUGUUAUUGACAUCUAUCAAGAAGAAUUAAAUUAGAUGAACAAAAACAAACGAUAGGCAAUUCUUUUCUUCAAUUCAAAUGCUACUCUUAUGUCUAAUUAGAUAAGAUAGCUUGUUUCCGAUUCUCUCAUUUUAUAUAAGGAAUUCUUUUAGCGCUUUAAGAAGAACAAACUUCUAACUCCUAAAGAUAUUAUAGAGCGUGAGAAAAAUCACAACAAUUCUAUUGAAGAUGUCUUUCUACAUGUUAAAUUGACUGCUGAGGAUAGAAGAAUUGAAUUUGCAGAUGAUUUGUAUGAAAGUAUACACAAAGAAUUGAUAAAAAUCAUAGAUGACAUAAUUGCAACCACUCAAGGUUUCCCUAGACCUGAAAACACUAUAGCUAGAAGUGUUGUAAAAUCUCUUUGGGCUGUUCCUAGAGAUGAUGAAAUAUUCUUAAAUGUGAAAGAAGAAAUAGAUAGCAUCUUGGAAAGGAAUCUAAAGAAUGUGCAAGAAGUUGUAAAGGUUUAUGAUAAAUACUCAUAUUUGUUAGAAGAAAAGCAAAGAGUUGAAGCAUGGACAAGGACACCUAGGAAAAGAGAAGAGUUCACAGCUGAAAUGAACAAAUAUAAAAAACUGUAUGACGAAAUAAAUAAAGAAAUACCUUUUUAUGUCAGAACUAAUAUGGUUUUAGUUGAUGGUGUUGAUGUCAAAAAGAUUUUCUUGUAAAUCUGUUAAGAUAUAGUGAUAAUUCUCCAGACAAGUAUACAUCAUUAUUUACUUUCAAAGAAUGCUGAAAUAGCCAAGGAGAUUAACACAAUUUAAGAAUUCAUAAAGAGUAAGGCAGAAAAUUAUGAAAAAAUGAAAGACCUAGAAAUAACAAUAGAUAAAAUUAAAAAAACUGAUCACAAAAGAAUUUAGGGUGACUAUUAGGAUGUUAAAGUGUGGUUCAAUUUACUUUACAAUACAGUUCACAAAGUGAGCGAAGAUGAUUUAAAGUAGCUUUACAUUACAGCUAGCUUAGUUUAUAAUCUGAUGAAUGUUGUUGAAUAAGAAGAGUCUAGGUUAUAAAAGGAAAAAGAAGAACUUGAAUAAAGAUUAAAAAGAAAGAAAGAUGAAUUCGAAUUAAAUAUUUAGGAUAUUCAUUAGAAAAUUGAUUAACUAAAUACUACAUAUGCUAAUGAAUAUUCAAAGGAAGAAGCCUGUAAAGCUAUUGAAGGUUACAGUUAAACACUUAAGGAAUACACUGCUGAAAUGAAAGAAAUAAACCUUAGAGAAGAGCUUAUUGGUUGGACUUAAUCUGAAUUCCCAAAACUCCAAGAAGCUGAAAACAAUCUAUUACCAUACUAAGAUUUAUGGUUUUUAAUUAGAGAUAAAAGCGACAAAAUAGACUUAUGGAAGAAAGUAAAGUCUGUUUUCACCUUAGAUCCUGAAGAAAUUGAAAGAGAUGUUAAGACUAUGUUAAAUAAAGCAACUAAACUUAAAAUUAUGUUUUCUAAGGCUAAAAAUAUGGUUAAUCCUUUAGAAUUAACACAUACAGUUCUUGAAGAUUUAAGAGAAUUUUAAAAGCACUAGCUAUUAAUUCACGUAUUCUCAAAUAAAGGACUUAAAGAAAGACAUUGGGAUGAGAUAAGUAACUUAGUAGGUUUUAAAGUAGAUCCCCAUAAAAAGGAAUCCUUAAGCAGGUUUAUUGGUCUUAAUCUAGAAGAUAAAUAUUAAAAACUAGAAGAAAUUUCUGAUUCUGCAACUAAAGAAUUCAGCAUAGAAAAAAUUUUAGAUAAGAUGAGAGAAGACUGGGAACCAAUAGUAACAGAGCUCAAAUCAUGGAAAGACACAGGUACUUUUAUUGUUUCAGGAGGAAGUGUCGAUGAAACUCAAACUAUUUUGGACGAUUAAAUUGUUAAAACCAUGACAAUGAAGGGUUCACCAUAUGCAAAGAUAUUUGAAGAUAGAAUUAUUGAAUGGGAAGAUUGGUUAAAUUACACCCAAAGUCUCUUUGAUUAUUUUCUCAAGGUGUAAUCUGUUUGGUUGUACCUCGAACCUGUCUUUACCUCUCCUGAUAUAACAAAGCAUUUGCCUAUGGAAGGAGAAGAAUUCAGAAAGGUUGACUUUGAUUGGCGUAACCAAGUUAUGGGAAAGGUUUGCAGAGAUCCCAAGGUAGUAGAAUUCACUAAAGAUAAAAGAAUGCUUGAUAUCCUCAAAGAAUCUCAUAUUAGAUUAGAAAAAGUCCAAAAAGGUUUGAACAGCUACUUGGAAGGAAAGAGAUCUAACUUCCCUCGUUUCUAUUUCUUGUCAAAUGAUGAAUUGUUAGAAAUUUUAUCAGAAACCAAAGAUCCUUAGCGUGUACAACCCCAUCUUAAGAAGUGCUUUGAAGGUAUUUAAAAACUCAAAAUCGAUAACGAAAAAAAGAUUUUGGGUAUGUAUUCAUCAGAAGGAGAAUAUGUCGAAUUCCUCACACUUGUUGAUACUAAUCAGGCAAGAGGUAAUGUAGAUGAAUGGUUGGUAUGGGUAGAAGAGAGAAUGAUUGAGAGUAUUCACAGUGUAACAGCAAUAGCUUUCGAAGAUUAUCAAUAAAUGAAAAGAAGGGAAUUUGUUUUAAAUAGGUGUGGUAUGGCAGUAUUAAGUGUGAAUAUGACAUAUUGGACAUAUGGAACUGAGAAGAAUCUAAAUGAUCAUGGAAACAAGGGUGCUGUUCUAUUUGCAUAAGAAUGUACUGAAUAACUUGAGUAAAUUGUAGAUCUAGUCAGAUCUGAUAUAUCUCCUUUGGAUAGAUGCACUAUAGAAGCUCUUAUAGUAUUGGAUGUUCAUAAUAGAGACUGCAUAACUCAGUUAGCAGAGAAAAAUAUUGACAAAAUAUCAGAUUUUGAUUGGUAAGCAUAGCUUAGAUAUUAUUGGUAAGAUAAUGAUACAAUAGUAAAAAUUAUCAAUGCAGUCUGCGAUUAUAACUAUGAGUAUUUAGGUAAUUCUAGUCGUUUGGUCAUUACACCACUCACAGACAGGUGCUAUAGAACACUUUGCGGAGCUAUUCAUUUAAAUUAUGGAGGUGCUCCAGAAGGACCUGCAGGUACUGGUAAGACAGAAACAGUAAAAGAUUUAGCCAAAGCUCUUGCUAGAUAGUGUGUUGUAUUUAAUUGUUCAGAUGGUUUAGAUUAUAAGGCUAUGGGAAAAUUCUUCAAAGGAUUAGCAAGUAGUGGUGCUUGGAGCUGCUUCGAUGAGUUCAAUCGUAUAGAUUUAGAAGUACUUUCAGUCGUUGCACAGUAGAUGCUCACAAUAUAAUUAGCACGUGCUGAAGGAAAGAAAGAGUUCUUUUUCGAAGAUUCAACAAUACGUUUAAAACCAACUUGCAACGCAUUUAUCACGAUGAAUCCUGGUUAUGCAGGACGUUCAGAACUUCCAGAUAACUUAAAAGCCUUGUUCCGUUCAGUUGCUAUGAUGGUUCCUGAUUAUGCUAUGAUUUCUGAAAUUUGUCUUUAUUCAUAUGGUUUUUCAGAUGCUAGAAACCUUGCUCGUAAAAUCGUUACUACUUACAAGUUGUGUUCUGAAUAGCUUUCAUCAUAAGACCACUAUGAUUAUGGUAUGAGAGCAGUAAAGUCUGUCUUGACUGCAGCUGGUAAUUUAAAGAGAAAAUUCGUUAAUGAAAACGAAAGUAUUUUAAUGCUUAGAGCAAUCAAUGAUGUAAAUCUUGCCAAGUUCUUGGCUUUUGAUCUUCCUCUUUUCAAAGGUAUAACAAGUGAUUUAUUCCCAGGAAUUUCUUUACCUGAAAUCGAUUAUCAAAAUAUGCAUGAUUGCAUAGAUUUAACUCUCAAAAAAUUAAAUCUUUAGAAAGUUCCAUAUUUCAUUGAGAAAAUUAUUUAACUCUAUGAAAUGAUUCUUGUAAGACAUGGUUUGAUGGUCGUUGGUAUGCCGUUUUCUGGAAAGACAUCAGCUAUUAAAGUUUUGGCUGGAGCACUUACUCUUUUGAAUGAAAGAAACUAAAUGAACGAGAAAAAAGUGUAAAUAACUACUAUUAAUCCUAAGUCAAUAACUAUGAAUUAACUCUAUGGUUUUUCAGAUGAAGUCUCUCAUGAAUGGGCAGACGGAGUUUUAGCUAUUAAAUUCAGAGCAUUUGCAAAAUAAGAAAAUGAUGAUAGAAAAUGGUUAAUUUUUGAUGGACCUGUUGAUGCUGUUUGGAUUGAAAAUAUGAAUACAGUCUUAGAUGAUAACAAAAAACUUUGUUUGAAUUCUGGUGAAAUUAUAGCUAUGAGUAAAAGUAUGAAUAUGAUGUUUGAGCCUAUGGAUUUAGCAGCUGCUUCUCCUGCCACAGUAUCAAGAUGUGGUAUGAUUUAUAUGGAACCUUCUUCGAUGGGAUGGAGACCUCUCUAUAAUAGUUGGAAGAAAAAUUUACCUUCUACUCUUCGUGAAGAAGAUUAUGUUGAAAUAGAUAUGCUCUUUAACUGGGUUGUAGAUCCAGCACUUAAAUAUCUCAGAUAAAGCUUAAAAGAAAUCUCUCCAACUCAAGAUUAAAAUUUAGUUGUUACUUUAAUGAGAAUAUUUAGGGGUUUAUUGAAAGAUUUAGAAAAUCAAGAAACAUAUGAUAAGUUAGACAUCAAAUAGCGUUUCUAAUAAAUCGACAUGAAGUUUAUUUUCUCUUACAUGUGGUCUAUUGGAGGAUCUUUAUGUACAUCUGUUGAUAGAAAAUAGUUUGAUCUAUUUUCUAAGAGACUUUUUGGCAAAGAUAUAGUUGUUUAAGUGGAGAGUAAGAAAAUUUCACUUCCAGAAAGAGGUACUAUGUAUGAUUAUAUCUAUAAGAUUGAAGAUAAAAAACCUGAAGGUGAUUGGUAACUUUGGAUUGAUUAAAUCGUGCCUGAAGAAAUAAAUCCUAAAAAGAAACCCAAUGAGAUUAUAAUUCAAACUUCUGAUACUGCUCGUUAUAGCUAUUUAUUAAAGUAAAAUAUAAAGAUGGAGGUUCCAACACUGUUUUGUGGUCCAACUGGAACUGGAAAAUCUACUUACAUCAAAAAUUUACUGAUGAAUGAUUUACCACGUUCUUAAUAUAUGAAUAUUGAAGUUGGUUUUUCAGCUCAAACAAGCUCAACUCAGACUAUGGAUAUUAUUGAUAAGAAAUUAGAUAGAUUGAAGAAAGGUGUUUAUGGACCUAAAUAAGGUAAAUGCAUUAUUUUUGUUGAUGAUUUGAAUAUGCCAACAAAAGAAAAAUGGGGAGCACAACCUCCUAUUGAAAUUCUCCGUUAAAUGCUUGAUUAAGGUGGCUGGUAUGAUUUAAGUGAUAAAGAAAAACCUUUUAAAUAAAUUGUAGAAAUCAUAUUUGUAAGUGCUAUGGGUCCUCCAGGAGGUGGAAGAACUUUUAUAACUCCUAGAUUAUUGCGUCACUUAAAUUUAGUAGCUCUUGCUAACUUUGAUGAAGAAACACUUAAUAGAAUUUUCGGAACAAUCCUGCAUUGGUACAUGUAAGUGAACCAAUUUUCUCCAGAAGUUAUUAAAAAUGAAAAUAAAGUUAUCAACGCUACUCUAGAAAUUUAUAAGAUGGCUAUGAAUGAAUUGUUACCUACUCCUAUGAAGAGUCAUUAUCUCUUUAACUUAAGAGAUUUUGCUAAGGUUAUUAUGGGUGUUUGUAUGAGUGAUAAAGACACAAUCGCAAAUCCAGAUAUCUUGAUAAGACUUUGGGUUCAUGAAUGCUGGAGAGUUUUUGCUGAUAGAUUAAUUAAUGAGGAUGAUAGACUUUUAAUGCUUAAGGGGUUAAGAGAAACAGUUAAAAAGAUAUUUGGACUUAACUUUGAUACAGUUUUCUAACACUUGGACAACCCUAAUGAUAAGGAUGAAAAAAUUGAUACAUUAGAUGAGAUGAGAGGAUUAAUCUUUACAGAUAUAUUGACACCUUUAGGUGCACCUAAAAGGCCAUACGAAGAAGUUAUUGAUAAGAAUAAGUUACAAGCUGCUUGUGAUGAAGCUUUAGGAAAUUAUAAUAUGCUAAGUGAUAAACCUAUGGACCUUGUUUUAUUCUCAUUUGCUAUAGAACACUUGUUAAUUAUUGAAAGAAUACUUAAAUAACCUUCGGGAAACGCUCUAUUAGUUGGUGUUGGAGGUUCUGGCCGUUAAUCUUUGACUAGAUUAGCAGGUUCUAUGGUUGAUGCAUCAAUUAUUCAAAUUGAAAUCAGUAAAACUUAUGGUAAAAAUGAGUGGUAAGAAGACCUUAGAAAAGUUCUUAAAAAUGCAGGAGCAAAAGGUCUACCUACUGUCUUCUUAUUUACAGAUUCACAGAUUAAAUAAGAAGGUUUUGUUGAAGAUAUAAAUAACUUACUAAAUACUUGCGAAGUUCCAAAUCUCUUCCCUGCAGAAGAUAAGGCAGAAAUUUAAGAAGCUGUUCGUGCACCUUCCAAAGCAGAAGGAAAAUGUCCUGAUGGUCAUCCAGAAUAACUAUAUUCUUACUUCGUAGAGAGAUGUAAGUAAAAUUUACAUAUUGUGCUUUGCUUUUCUCCUAUUGGUGAUGCUUUCAGAAACAGAGUUAGAAUGUUCCCUUCUCUAGUUAAUUGUUGCACAAUUGAUUGGUUCUUCGAGUGGCCCUAAGAUGCAUUAGUUUCUGUAGCUAAGAAAUUCUUAGAAAAAAUUGAAAUGGAUGUUGAAAUAAAGUAGUCUUGUACAGAGAUGGUUUAGUAUUUCCAUCAGUCUACUAUUUAAUGGUCUAAUAAAUUCUACAGUCACUUAAAAAGAAAAUUCUAUGUAACACCUACUUCUUAUCUUGAAAUGAUCAUUACUUUCCAGAAUUUACUUGCUGAAAAACGCAAAGAAGUAAAGUCCUCAAUAGAUAAGUAUGAAAAUGGUUAUAAUCAAAUUAUAGAAACAGAGAAAGCUGUAGGUAAAAUGCAAAUUGAUUUGACAGAUAUGGUCCCUAAAUUAAAGAAAGCCGCUGAAGAUACUGAAGAAAAGAUGAAGAUUGUAGCAAAGGAGAAAUCUGCUGCAGAUAUCUUAGCUUCUGGUAUUUAGAAAGAAGAAGCUGUUGUUCAAAUUGCUGUUAAUGAAGCUAAUCUUAUUAAAGAAGAUUGUGAAAAAGAUUUAGCAGAAGCAAUGCCAGCAUUAGAAGCUGCAGAAAAUGCACUAAAUUGUAUUUAAAAAGCCGAUAUUGAUUUCUUGAAAUAAAUGAGAAAUCCUGUUGAGCCUAUCAGAGCUACUAUGAAAGCUGUCUGCUUGAUUCUUUAUCCAAAUCCAACUGAGAAAAAGAAAGAUGGACUUAAAACUGUGAUUGAUUGGUGGGCUGCUUCAGUAAAGCUUUUGAAUAACCCACAACUCCUUAAAGAUAUGAAAGGAUAUAAUAAAGAAGCAAUAGAGGACAAGAUAAUUUAAAGUUUGGGUUCCUACUUUAAUGAUCCAGAAGCAAAGGAUAGUUUAGAAAAGAGUGUAGUAGAAAAAGCUUCACCAGUUUGCUACUCUAUGCUUAUGUGGGUAAGAGCUAUGUACGACUUCUAUUUUGUCAACAAAAAGGUUAAGCCUAAAAAAGCUGCUCUUGAAGAAUCAAAUGAAAAAGUGUCAAAACUUAAUGCCUAACUUUACGAGAAGCAAAAAGAACUUAAGGUGGCUACAGAUAAAGUUGAUGCUCUUAAUAAAGAUCUAAAAAUAACAUAAGAUAAUAAACAAAAUUUAGAAAAGAGAUAUGAAGACUGUUCAAAACAACUAGAAAGAGCUAAAACAUUAAUAGAAAACUUAGGAGGUGAAAAAGGAAGAUGGGGAGACUUUGCUGAAAAAUUAAAGUAAUUCUUCACGUUAUUAACUGGAGAUGUUAUUAUUUCAUCUGGUGUUAUAGCAUAUUUAGGCCCUUUCACUCCUACUUACAGACAAUAAAUAAUUGAAGAGUGGGUCCUUAAAUGCUCUGAUAAAAAUAUUCCAAGAAGUGAUAAAUUUAGCUUAGUAUAAGUUCUAGGAGAUUAAGUAAAGAUUAGAGCUUGGAACAUUGAUGGACUUCCUAGUGACAGUUUCUCAAUUGAAAACGGUAUCAUAGUAUUUAAAUCUAGAAGAUGGCCUCUUUGCAUUGAUCCCUAAGGAUAAGCAAAUAAGUGGAUUAAAAAAAUGGAACAAUCUAGAGGAAUUAGUAUCAUAAAAUUGACUGAUGGUGAUUAUUUGAGAACUUUAGAAAAUAGUAUUCAAUUUGGUAAACCUGUUUUGUUAGAAAAUGUUGGAGAAGAUCUCGAUCCUUCUCUAACUCCAAUAUUACUCAAGCAAGUAUUCAGUAAAGGAAAUACUCAAUAUAUAAAAUUAGGUGAAAGUGUGAUUGAAUACUCUCAAGAUUUUAGGUUCUAUAUCACUACAAAGCUUAGAAAUCCUCACUAUCUACCAGAACUUUCAACAAAAGUGACUAUCCUUAACUUCAUGAUUACUUAUGAAGGAUUAAAUGACUAAUUGUUAGGUAUUUUAGUCAAGAAAGAAAGACCUGAUUUGGCCUCUGAAAAGGAGAGACUUAUUAUAGAAGGUGCUAGCAACAAGAAACAGCUAGCUGAAAUAGAAGAUAAGAUAUUGCAAGUUUUAUCUGGAAACAAAAACAUUUUAACAGAUGAAUCUGCCAUUAAUAUAUUAACUGCUUCUAAGGUAACUUCAAAUGAAAUUAGUGAAAAGUAAAUUAUAGCUGAAAAGACAGAAAAAGAAAUUGAUGAAGCUAGACAAACUUACUAGCCUGUAUCAACUUAAGCAUCCUGCUUAUUCUUCUCUAUUUCAGAUUUGGGUAAUCUUGAUCCUAUGUAUCAGUAUUCUUUGGUUUACUAUUUAGAUCUAUUUACUUAAGGUAUUAUCAAUGCAGAAUAAUCAGAAAGUUUUGAUUAAAGAUUAUUGAAUCUAAAGGAUUAUUUCUUGUAUUCAUUGUAUUCAAAUAUUUGUAGAUCUCUUUUUGAAAAAGAUAAGCUCGUAUUCUCCACUCUUUUGUGUGUUAGGUUGCUAGAAUUUAGAGGAGAGGAAAAUAUAAACGAUUUUUGGAGAUUCCUUUUAACAGGAGGUAUUGCCCUUAGCGAUUAACUUCCUUAAAAACCUACUCAUCUUAGUUGGCUUUCAGCUAAAUCUUGGGGUGAGCUUGUCCGUCUAUCUGAUUUACAUGGAUUCUAAGAUUUCUAUAAAUUGUUAUUGGAUCCAUCAAAUGGAGAAUAAUUCAGAUAAAUAUAUGAAUCAAAUGAACCUUAAAAUGUACCUCUUCCAUAAUGUAUUAACAUUCCUAAAAUGAACAAGCUAGGAAAGUUGUGCAUUUUAAGAACCAUUCGUCCUGAUAAAAUUAUUCCUGCAGUUUAAGACUUUAUUAAAGAUAAUUUAGGUCAGCCAUUCAUAGAACCUCCUCCUUUUGAUCUUAGUUUAAUUUAUAAGGAUUCUCUGGCUACUACUCCUCUUAUUUUUGUUUUAUCUCCUGGUUCUGAUCCGUUUGCAAGUUUGAAUGCUUUUGCACAAAAGAUAAACAAGAAUAUAAAAGCUAUUUCUCUUGGUUAAGGAUAAGGACCAAUUGCUUUAAGAAUGAUCAAUGAAGGCUAAUAAUCUGGAGAUUGGAUCGUCUUAUAAAAUUGUCAUUUAGCAGUUACAUGGAUGACCACUCUUGAAAAGCUAUGCGAAGAGAUUUCACCAGAUCCUAAAGUCACCAACCCUGAAUUCAGACUAUGGCUUACAUCUUAUCCUUCAAAAGAUUUCCCUACUUCCGUGCUUUAGGCUGGUAUAAAGAUGACUAAUGAACCUCCUAAAGGCUUGAAGAACAAUAUCUAAGGUAGUUAUCUCAUUGAUCCUAUUAAUAAAUCUGAAUUCUUUGACACAUGCUAGAAUUCUCCUGCAUUCAAAAAGCUCCUAUUUGGUUUAUGUUUCUUCCACGCUGUAAUCUAAGAAAGAAGAAAAUAUGGACCUCUUGGUUGGAAUAUAUCUUAUGAGUUCAAUGAGUCAGACUUACGUAUUUGUGUUCGUUAACUGAAGAUGUUCUUAGAUGAAUUUGGAAAUUAAAUUCCUUAUGAUGCUCUAAAGUAUCUGACAGCUGAAUGUAAUUAUGGAGGUAGAGUUACUGAUGAUAAAGAUAGAAGAUUAAUUACAACUCUUUUAGAAGACUAUUACUGUGAUAAAACUGUUAACGAUCCAAAUUACUAAUUUGCAAACAAUCCAGUAUAUAAGCCACCUAAUGUAGAAACUAGCUAAGACUUUAUAUAAUAUAUUAAAGACAAUUUCCCACUCAUAACUCCUCCAGAUGUCUUUGGUUUCCACACUAACGCUGAUAUCACCAAAGACAUGAAUGAAACUAAUCUUUUCACUGAUUCACUACUCAUUUGCUCUUCAGCUUCAAGUGGUGGAGGCGGAAACUCAUAUGAAGAAACAUUAAAUAGUGUUUGCGAUAGCAUUUUGCAUGACUUCCCUGAACCUUUUAAUACUGAGCAAAUCCUUGAAAAAUAUCCAGUUCUUUACGAAGAAAGUAUGAACACAGUAUUAAACUAAGAACUUACUCGUUUCAACAAAUUAAUAAGAGUAAUUAAGAGCUCUUUAAAUGAUAUCAAGAAAGCUCUUAAGGGUUUGAUAUUAAUGUCACCUUAGUUAGAAGCUGCUUCUAAGAGCAUAUUUGACGGAAAAGUACCAGAAAUGUGGAUGAGUAAUAGUUACCCUUCACUCAAGCCUUUGGGUGGAUAUGUCAAAGAUUUAAGACAAAGAUUAAGCUUUUUCUAAAACUGGAUUGAUGAGGGAACUCCUAUGUCAUUCUGGUUAAGUGGUUUCUAUUUCACACAAAGUUUCUUAACAGGUGUUCUAUAAAACUAUGCUAGAAAGUAUACUAUUCCUAUUGAUGAAAUCGUCUUCGACUACUUAUGCAUAAAAGAAGAAAAAAUUGAAAAUAAGCCUGAAGAUGGUGCAUUUAUAUAUGGACUUUUCAUAGAAGGUUCUAAAUGGAAUUAUGAAACUAUGUUAUUGGAUGAGUCUGAUCCAAAGAUUCUCUUUGUAAAGUGCCCUAUAUUAUAGCUUGUUCCAUGCCACGUAAAGAACGUAAAACCCCCUCAACAUUAUAAUUGCCCAGUAUACAAAACUUCAGCUCGUAAAGGUACUCUUAGUACUACCGGUCACUCCACAAACUUUGUAAUGUGGAUAAGACUGCCAACUGAUAAAGAGCAAAGACACUGGAUAAAGCGUGGUGUCGCUCUUCUCACCUAAUUAGACGAUUGA
Molecule: messenger RNA, 13032 nt
Organism: Tetrahymena thermophila SB210
Lineage: Eukaryota; Ciliophora; Oligohymenophorea; Hymenostomatida; Tetrahymenidae
Product: dynein heavy chain 7, axonemal protein
Exons: 32
Biological process (GO): microtubule-based movement
Cellular component (GO): dynein complex
Molecular function (GO): ATP hydrolysis activity; dynein intermediate chain binding; dynein light intermediate chain binding
Source: RefSeq, a predicted model, not a curated record